Messenger RNA from Seminavis robusta, 639 nucleotides. NCBI's taxonomy places the organism in Eukaryota, Bacillariophyta, Bacillariophyceae, Naviculales, Naviculaceae. The record is from the annotation of a GenBank genome assembly.
AUGACGAGAAGAAUUUGCGUACUAGUACCGUUGGUUGCGUCGUUGCUGCUCUGCGUCCUUUCCUCGGUAGUGUUCGCAGUAGAGGAUAUAGCCGUGCUGACCGACGCCAAUUUUGAACAUGACACACAAGCGACGACAGGUUCUACGACGGGACGAUGGCUGGUCCUAUUCCACAAUGGCAACGAUUCCGAGUUGCGCAAGAUGCUGACUUCUCCCAGCGCCGACUCUGGCGGAGAGGAAGAAGAAGAAGUCCCUACCGGUAGUAGCAUGGUGCAAACGUUGCUGGAAGAGGGCGUCGUGGUGGGAAUUAUGGAUUACACGAGCAAUCCAAGCACCGUCCAGAGACUCAGUGUUCCUGGAGCUCCCCACGCCGUGGUCUUGUCGAAAGGCAAGCUGUACCGGACCAAUUCGAUGGAAGAUAUUCAAUACUUUGCCAUUUCCGAGUAUGAAAUUGCGACGGCGGAAGAGAUUCCACCCAUUCCCUCGGCCUUGGAAACAUUAUUGGCCGAUCCCAAUGGCAAAAUGGCCGUCAUGGGUGUGGUGGCCAGUCUGAUUCUGUUGGUGCUUGUGGUAGUAUUUCGUGGCAUGACAACUUCGGCACCAGCAGCAGCUCCUGCCGCCACCAAAAAGAAGGAAUAA